CGAGUCCCGGCGCUGCCCGGUGGCACCGGGGACUGAGGGCUGUGGUUAAUCCCGGGCUGUGCCGCUGCAGAGAGUCCGGGAGAAGCGACCAUGUCCAUCGCCGCCUCCAACACCAGCAUGAGGGUGCCCGCCGGCUUCCGGAACCUGCUGGAGGGGCUGGCGCGGGAAGUGCUGCGGGAGCAGCCCACCAACGUGGUGGCCUUUGCAGCUCAGCACUUCCAAAAGCUGCUGGAGCAGAGAGAGGCUGGUGGCAUUGACCCGGUGGCGUGGGGAGCCAUGCUGGAGGAUGACCAUCGCACCUGGCCCCCUUCCCAGGAGGCCAAGGACACAGAGGGGAACCGCAGCCUGCGGGAGACGGCGGCACUCAGCGGCUCUGCCAGGACCUGGGCAAGCGGCUCCGCUCAACUUGCCACCUGCGCCGGGAGAGCCGCCGGGGAAGCGCGAUCCUGCCGGAGCCCCUGCCCGCCGCUGGCCGCCCACCCGCCCUCCGCCAUGGACUGCUGCAACGAGGGAGCCUGCACAAAGCUGGACGAGGACAUCCUGGACAUCCCUUUGGACGAUCCUGAUGCCAACGCGGCAGCUGCCAAGAUCCAGGCCAGUUUCCGUGGCCAUAUGACCCGCAAGAAGAUCAAAGGGGGUGAGAUUGAUCGGAAAACCAAGGACGCCGAGUGCGCCAACAGCACCCGCGGCGGCGACCUCCGCAACGGCGACUAG
Molecule: messenger RNA, 714 nt
Organism: Oenanthe melanoleuca
Lineage: Eukaryota; Metazoa; Chordata; Aves; Passeriformes; Muscicapidae
Product: sperm surface protein Sp17-like
Exons: 6
Coding region: 91-714 (207 amino acids)
Biological process (GO): binding of sperm to zona pellucida
Cellular component (GO): membrane
Molecular function (GO): calmodulin binding
Source: RefSeq, a predicted model, not a curated record